UUUUUUUUUUGGAGAUUUUUUACCCCUUCUUUUCUCCGGCGGGAAAAGUGAAAAUGCCACGUGAAGACGCAAAGGAUCUAGAACUAUCAUGUGAUUGGCUGCCCGGAUCGACGGCGCUGGGCUCCCUGCGAUUAUCAUCCGCACAGCUGGUCCAUGGUUUUAGGGUUCUAAGCAAACACCCCCCUCUCAUCGAUUGUUCUUCCCCAUUUUCCAAUGUAAUCCAGCCUGUACUGACGGAUCGCGCACAGAUUUUCACUCCCUGUUCCCUACCCACAUGAAAUCUCGCAUUAAAUCGCUAGCGCACGCUGCAAUGAGAUAGUAGAGCAGCGAUCUGGGGGGGCAAUCCAGCAAUUCCCGCCCAGAGGACAGCCACUGGAGGGAUUGGAAAAGAUCCUAGACGAUUCUAGUUCCAUCGGGAGUGAAAAUUUUCUAGAGAUUUCUUCGGAUUGGUGCUUGCUCGAUCGAUGACGAAGCUCUGCGAUGGAUGUCGAGCCUCCAACGCGGCGAUCUACUGCACGGCGGACAUGGCUUACAUCUGCCUGGGCUGCGAUCUCAAGGUCCACGGCGCCAACAAGCUCGCGUCGCGGCACGAGAGGGUUUGGAUCUGCGAGGUGUGCGAGCACGCCCCGGCGGCGGUGAUCUGCAAGGCCGAUGCCGCGGCGCUGUGCGCGUCGUGCGACACCGACAUCCACUCGGCCAAUCCGCUCGCCAAUCGCCACGAGAGGGUCGCGGUCACGCCGUUCUUCGAGUGCCCGAGCAUGAUCAAGGUCGCGCACAUCAACGCUUCGUCGGUCGUUCCAAACGACAAUCCUCUCCUCCUCGCCGCGCCGGAUUGCUGGCAGAAUCCACAACAACAGCAGCAGCCUCUCGCGAAUUUCGGCGUGAUCGAUUCGCUCGAUUCCUUCCUCGAGGUGGGAGCAGCGCCAAAUCUUCCGGGAUUCUUGCAAGAACAGCCCGAGGGGAGCUCCUAUAGCUUGGGAGGGACUGGCACAACGAUCUCGCUCAGCCAAACAAGAUCUUCCUCAGUGGCGGCGGUCCCGGAAUCCAGCUCCAGCAUGAGCGACAUCUCCAAACCCUAUCCAGGAAACAUGAUCGAGUUCCUGUGCCAGAUUUCUCGCGGCGAGCAGGGCAUCCAGCAGCAAAAUCCCGGGAUCGCCAGGGAGGAGCGAGUGCUGCGCUACAAGGAGAAGCGCAAGAAUCGCAAAUUCGAGAAGACGGUGCGCUACGCGUCCCGGAAGGCCUACGCGGAGAUCCGGCCGAGGAUCAAAGGCCGCUUCGUGAAGCGAUCGGAUGUGGAGCAUUUCGUGCUCUCGGCUAUGGCGGAUGGAAUCGUGCCUUCUUUCUAGCCCCUGUGAAGGAUCGAUCGAUCGAAAGGUAUAUGCGAGGGAGAAAUAUUACUAGCUAGAAACUUCCAAAGUAAAAAUCAAACCACACCGCCUUUACA
Messenger RNA from Selaginella moellendorffii, 1444 nucleotides. RefSeq names its product zinc finger protein CONSTANS-LIKE 3. Bases 465 to 1346 code for a protein of 293 amino acids. Gene Ontology annotation, cellular component: nucleus. Gene Ontology annotation, molecular function: zinc ion binding; protein binding. Lineage: Eukaryota; Viridiplantae; Streptophyta; Lycopodiopsida; Selaginellales; Selaginellaceae. Gene Ontology annotation, biological process: regulation of flower development. The transcript is spliced from 2 exons. The record is from RefSeq and is a predicted model, not a curated record.